CGAGUCUCCUCCCCCUAGCGGCUCUCCCAAGCCGGUUUCCCGCUGCAGUUGGAGCUUCGGCAAAGGAGGAGAGCGAGACUGGAAAGAGAGCCCACGAAGUUGCCUGUAAAACGCCGAGACGUGAUCGGCUCUUCCCCCGCUUAGUGGACAUACCGCGGCGGCGUUCGGAACGCUCCCUCCACGGUCUUCCUCACAUCGCCUGGGUCUCCUCAACCGAACAGCACCAUGGGAAAUGAAGCCAGCUACCCCUUGGAAAUGUGCACGCAUUUCGACCCGGACGAGAUCAAGCGUCUGGGGAAGCGCUUCAAGAAACUGGACCUUGACAACUCGGGCUCGCUCAGCGUGGAGGAGUUCAUGUCGCUGCCCGAGUUACAGCAGAACCCUCUCGUGCAGAGGGUCAUCGACAUAUUCGAUACGGACGGCAAUGGAGAAGUGGACUUUAAAGAGUUUAUCGAGGGAGUGUCACAGUUUAGCGUCAAAGGCGACAAGGAGCAAAAACUUCGAUUCGCAUUCCGGAUCUACGACAUGGACAAGGAUGGCUACAUCUCCAAUGGAGAACUUUUCCAGGUACUAAAGAUGAUGGUGGGCAACAACCUAAAAGACACGCAGCUCCAGCAGAUUGUGGACAAAACCAUCAUCAAUGCUGACAAAGACGGCGACGGCAGGAUAUCAUUCGAGGAGUUCUGCGCGGUGGUGGGCGGUCUGGACAUACACAAAAAGAUGGUGGUGGAUGUGUGAGCGUACCACCACCUCCCUUCUCGACCUCUCUCCAGCUCGUGCAAGUUUCCCCGCCCUCCUGAGUUCUCCUCGACGCUCGCUUCCUCCGCCUUGUUCGGCUAAAUCAAGAAAAACCCGCCUCAGUGUCCACCAGCGGAACAUUUCUGUGUCGCUUUUCCACAGCGAAGCGCCUCGUUCAAGUGUUAAGUGAAAGGCAGAGGCUGCCUACCAGGUAAAAAAAAAA
This is a messenger RNA of Syngnathus acus (greater pipefish), 961 nucleotides long. RefSeq names its product protein phosphatase 3, regulatory subunit B, alpha a (gene ppp3r1a). The transcript is spliced from 6 exons. Gene Ontology annotation, molecular function: calcium-dependent protein serine/threonine phosphatase regulator activity; calcium ion binding. The record is from RefSeq and is a predicted model, not a curated record. Bases 226 to 738 code for a protein of 170 amino acids. NCBI's taxonomy places the organism in Eukaryota, Metazoa, Chordata, Actinopteri, Syngnathiformes, Syngnathidae.